Melanotaenia boesemani (Boeseman's rainbowfish) is the source of this 447-nucleotide messenger RNA. Its product is annotated as transcription factor 7-like 1. The transcript has 3 exons. The record is from RefSeq and is a predicted model, not a curated record. The annotation marks the transcript as partial. Lineage: Eukaryota; Metazoa; Chordata; Actinopteri; Atheriniformes; Melanotaeniidae.
UUAAAAAGAUGAAUAAUUUGAAACGGUUUUGGUGAUAAAGAAUCAUCUAGUAGCUGGUUAGAUGAAUCCGAUCAAACAGGUGAACAUGUCUCCCGUUCCCACUCUUUCCUAUAAUGGAUGAAAGUGUGUAUGUGUGUGUGUGAGCUGGUGGGCGGACGUCACCACAGCAACUUGUUUCACAUCUGUUCUGUGUGUUUGUGUCUACAGGUGAACUCUCUGCCAGUUCUCUGGCUCGUUGAUGGGCAGCUAGUGGUCCCUCCUGGAUACCUGAUGCCGGUGCACGACCCCCGCCACGCUGCAACCACCCAGAGCGCCUGCUGCUCACAGAAGAGGAAGCGAGAUGACCACAGCGAGCCGCCAUACGUUAAGAAGCCACCCAACGCCUUCAUGCUCUUUCUGAAGGAGCAGAGGGUGAGUGUGGUGGCUGAACUUGGCCACACCGGGAGC